UUUAGAGUUAGGUUACUAGUUUUUGUGACACGUUCAAUAGACGAAUGGGGAGUCAAGUAGGCUGCUAAUGGAUCAAUGCUAUACUUACCCCGACAAAAUUGGAGAAUUAGAAGUCGAUAACGAUGGAAAAAUUGCAAAAAUGAAAUGGAAACCCCCGGAUAUUGUCCCUACACAUUACAUAUUAGAAUGGUGGACUCUUGAAAAAAGCGAAAACAAAAAACAGAUAAAAAUAACUGAUACAAUGUACUAUUUCACUGAUAUAAGAUCAAGCAUUGAAGCUAGAGUUGCGGCAGCAAAUAGAGACAGCAAAGGCGAAUAUUCAGAAACUGUGACUAUACAUGCGGCACCUCAAGCUCCUGUUCGUAUAACAGCUGAAAACACUCUGCAAUAUUCUGACCCAGCAAUUCUAGUAAAAUUCGAUCCGGCAGAUGACGCCCAAGACCAAACAGUGUACCAUAUAACCGUAGUUAACAUAAGAGGCGAAGAGGACAAGCAGGAGAAAACAAUUCGGGGAUCUGCGACUAUUAUUCAGGGUAUCAAACCAUGUGAAAUGUAUCAAAUUGCUGUAACUGCAAAAAGAAAUGGUCUGACGAGCCCACCUUGUGUCCUUGCACAUCCGUUAUUAACAGUUCCGGGAGAAAUACAAGAUAUCAAGACGGAAAAAAUAAAAGCAAAAACCUAUCGCAUUGAUUGGCGAAACACGAUCGGUGUCGAAAAGUACGUCGUUCAAUACCGCGAAGAGCACGAAGCGUUUAAAACCAUUGAAAGCAAUAUCAAUGAAAUCUAUCUUCGAGAUCUCAAGGAUGAUACUCGAUAUGAAUUCAGAGUUUUAGCUCAAAAUGACUCGGGAAAAGGGCCGUUCUCAAGAAUAUCAAGCCUCUGGACAGGUAACUAA
Messenger RNA from Styela clava, 895 nucleotides. Lineage: Eukaryota; Metazoa; Chordata; Ascidiacea; Stolidobranchia; Styelidae. The record is from RefSeq and is a predicted model, not a curated record.